CAGUAAAUUACCACAGUACAUUUUGUCAGAAGGAGGAAGCUGGUGGGGAAGGAAGGGAGGGUGGCGACAGGCACGGAGCUACAUUAUGAUAGAGGAGGAGUUGUUUAGCUUAGUCUCUGUGUGGGCCAGUCAACCAGCCAGCCAAUCAGUCAUGUUUUAUUGUUUUAAGUUUCCUGACUGUCGCCAGAAGAGAGUAGACUUGAAUACAGAGAGGAAGCAGACCCAGAGAGCGAGAGAAACAGCGACACGCUAACACAUUUGAGAGAAGUUUUAACACAAGUUUUGGAAAAUUUAUAUUGUACGUGUGGCAUUGCCUUUGCAAUAAUGGGACUAUGCUGCUCUGAGACGAACAAGAAAACAUUUGGGAUACUUACAAGUUGGAAACAGUUCAAGAGGAUGUUGAACCGGGAGCUGACCCACCUGUCAGAGAUGAGUCGCUCCGGCAACCAGGUGUCAGAGUUCAUCUCCAACACCUUCCUUGACAAGCAGAAUGAGUUGGAGUUGCCGUGCCCUAUGGCCAAGACCAGGGAGAGGAAGAAGAGAACCCACCACCAGACCCAGCAGGGGGGUCAGACUCCGGGUCAAGGGACGAUGACCCAGAUCAGUGGGGUCAGGAAGGUCAGCCAAACCCCCGUGCUCCAAGGCUGCAGCGUCAGCCGCUUCGGGGUCAAAACAGACCAGGAGGACCUGCUGUCUAAGGACCUCGAGGAUAUCAACAAGUGGGGUCUGAACAUCUUCAGGGUGGCCGAGCACUCCCACAACCGCCCGCUCACUUGCACCAUGUACACCAUCUUCCAGGAGCGAGACUUGAUGAAGACGUUCAAGAUCCCUGCGGACACAUUCGUGACCUUCAUGUUGACCCUGGAAGCGCACUACCACUCAGACGUAGAAUACCACAACAGCCUCCACGCUGCAGACGUGGCCCAGUCCACACACAUCCUGCUCGCCACACCCGCUCUGGACGCCGUCUUCACAGAUCUGGAGAUCUUGGCGGCCAUCUUUGCGGCAGCCAUCCAUGACGUGGACCAUCCUGGUGUCUCCAACCAGUUCCUCAUUAACACCAACUCAGAGCUAGCCCUGAUGUAUAACGACGAGUCGGUCCUGGAGAACCACCACCUGGCCGUGGGCUUCAAGCUGCUGCAGGAGGACAACUGUGACAUCUUCCAGAAUCUGACCAAAAAACAACGCCAGUCCCUCAGGAGAAUGGUCAUAGACAUGGUACUGGCUACUGACAUGUCCAAACACAUGAGCCUACUGGCUGACCUGAAGACCAUGGUGGAGACCAAGAAGGUGACCAGCUCUGGAGUGUUGCUGCUGGACAACUACACAGACAAAAUACAGGUGAUGCGUAACAUGGUUCACUGCGCAGACCUGAGCAAUCCGACCAAGUCCCUGGACCUGUACCGCCAGUGGACCGACCGCAUCAUGAACGAGUUCUCCCACCAGGGAGACCGGGAGAGGGAGAGAGGCAUCGAGAUCAGCCCCAUGUGUGAUAAGCAUACGGCUUCAGUGGAGAAGAGCCAGGUGGGCUUCAUAGACUACAUCGUCCACCCUCUGUGGGAGACGUGGGCUGACCUGGUGCACCCUGACGCCCAGGAUAUCCUGGAUACCCUGGAAGACAACAGGAACUGGUACCAGAGCAUGAUCCCCCAGAGCCCCUCUCCCCCCUUCUGCACCGGAGACGGAGAGGGGGAGGGAGAGGGCGGAGAAGGAGGUCACAAGUUCCAGUUUGAGCUGACGCUAGAUGACGGACAGGAUGAGGAUGGACAGAUAGGAAGGGAGGAGGGCGAGAGGGGGACAGAAGGGGGACGGUCGCCAAUGGACCAGGGUGGAGUAGAGAUGGAGAUGCGUGGGGCUUCCCCCACAUAACAAGCCUUGACCGUGAUCUUUAUAAAAGCACCAGUUUUACGCUGUGUUUGGCAUCUUGUUUUAUUGCAGUGGAGGAAUCCUGCAAUCUGGCUCUUUGGAGCUGCUCUGCUUGUGCGCGAGGGCCUGACUGACUUAGGGCCCCUGCAGAAGAGGGUGGGGGACCCCAACACUUGUUUUGGGAACCCUCAGAAAGAAGAUUAUGAUGAGUUGAAGAGAGUGAUGCCUUGAAGGAGUGCUGUUGAACUGCUGUGUGGCAGAAGUACCAUAUCUUGGUCCUUAGCCAGAUACUACAAUCUUUGCUCUGACAAAUAAAAUGAAGCUAAUUUACGCUAAGAGACAAUGGUGUUCAAUUGGGACAAGAUGAGAAACACUUGCACUUCAGAACGAUUGUUGUUCUUCGUGACUAUUUUCGGGUAUAUGUUCUGUUUUGUAACGGGAUUGGAUGGGAUGUUGCCGGGUAGCGUUCAAAGUUCAAGCUAGUGGUCCACAGGUAUUUGUAACACAGAAGGUUUACCCAUUUGUAACAGGUGUCUAAAGACUUUUGUGUGCCUUUUUUUAUGACCGUGUCUUUUGUAUGUCAUUUUAUAAUUUAUUUAACAGUUUUAAGUCGUUAUUAUAAAAUGUUUGUUUUCUACCCACAACUAAUCUAUUUGUCUCUCGAAUGAGAGGAAAAUUCUUCCGGUCUUCCUUAUGUCUUCUCAGCAAUAGUGUAUUCCCGAAUUGUGCUUUGUGGACUUUCCAAAAUCGUGGGACUUCCCAGCACAAGUUGCACUUUUUUUUGCAAGGGUUGAGAGUUAGAACAGUGUUUCAACUAAAGAGUCAGGUUAUUCUUUCAACGCCCAACUCAUAGCACUAUGCGCUCAACGUUAUACGUUACGUGUUAUCUCUUAAAUCUCAAGUCAAUGUUAACAAACGCCACAUAAGUUCGAUAUUCACAGCAAAGCUGUGGCAAACCUGCUCCUUAUUAUUUUACGUAUUUGCCUACCAUAAAGCAAUUAUCUCCAUCGUUCAAAUUUUCCCAGUGGGAAAAACCAAUGAAAGUCAAUGUAAACUAUCCUAACCAAUAAGCUCCAAAGAUGACCUGAUAAAAGCACUUUAACAGCCAGAUGGAACUCAGUCCAGGUGUUGUGCCACAUCUGAUUAGCACUUAAUUAAAUAUCUUAAUAUUCUUUCGCAAAAACAUCUAAUUUUGAGUAUCUUCCUUCCAUGAAUGGAAGUCCAGUAGAUGGAAUCUCCUAAUCUAAUUCAUGCACAGUAUUAAAGACAAUUAAGGCCCAUCAAAUUAACCAUUGAGUGGUUUCUUUCCAAAGAGAAAGAGAAAAAUCCCACGUCACAUGAUAUUUUGAAGCCCUAGACUAGCCUUGUGACGGUCAACCAAUGUCAAAAAACAAACCUCCAUACAACAAUAUUUGACAUCAGCUGAUGUUAUACUUUUGGUUGCCAGGUCCCUCUUGAGGUGUCCACCGCCAACAAACACAUCUCUCGAGGUUUGGCAGAAAUCACAUUUUUACAUUUUUUUUACAUUUUAGUCAUUUAGCAGACGCUCUUAUCCAGAGCGACUUACAGUAGAGUGCAUACAUUUUAUUA
Molecule: messenger RNA, 3456 nt
Organism: Salvelinus namaycush (lake trout)
Lineage: Eukaryota; Metazoa; Chordata; Actinopteri; Salmoniformes; Salmonidae
Product: cAMP-specific 3',5'-cyclic phosphodiesterase 4B-like
Exons: 10
Coding region: 325-1869 (514 amino acids)
Biological process (GO): signal transduction
Cellular component (GO): perinuclear region of cytoplasm; nucleus; cytosol
Molecular function (GO): transmembrane transporter binding; 3',5'-cyclic-AMP phosphodiesterase activity
Source: RefSeq, a predicted model, not a curated record